UAUUAAAUUUGAAUAUUUCAAUUUAAAUAAAUUCAAAAUUAUUUUUUUUUUAAAUAUUAAUAAUUUAUAAUUUAUUCAAAAUCAAAAAGUGAAAAAAUUUUGAAAUUUUUUUUUAAAGUAAAUAAAAUUAUUUGAAAAAAUUAAUUAUAGAAUAAAAAUAUGCUCUUAUCAAUCGAAAUCGUAUAGUAGUGAAAAAUUUUAUAAAUGAAGUGAAUCAUCAUUAAAAUAUUUUAAUUUUUAAUCAAAAAUAUUGUUUAAUCAAAUUUUUUAAAAUAUUGUGUUAUUUUUUAUAGUAAUAAUUAUAUAAGAUAAUUUUUAUUAAACUUAUAAAUUCAUUAUUGGAUAAAAAAGAAUUUUUAAAUGUGCCAGAUAAAUUUCGAAAUAUAAAAAUAAAAUGACCAAUAACUGGAAUAAGUUUUCACUGUUAAUGUGGAAAAAUUGGAGGAUACAAUGGAAUCAUAAAAAACAGCUAGUGAUUGAAAUAGUUCUGCCCAUAUUAUUUGCAGGGCUACUAAUAGUAGUGCGAAGCUUAGUUGAUCCAAAAACGUUUUCGAAUGCAACAACAUUUCCAGCACAAAACAUAACAUUUUCAGCAAGCGUUAAUAUUACAGCAGGCAGUAUUAAACGUUAUGAAGUUGCAUAUUAUCCAAAAAGCAAAUGUUUAGAAGAUGUAGCAGAUUACGUACAGAAAUGGUUAACUGAGAACAAUGAUUUAUCAAAGCAAGUUCCUUUUUUUGUAACUGGACAUGAUAACGUUACUGAGCUUGAUCAACUUGUUAAAACUAAUGGUAUUAUUGCUGGUGUUCAGUUCGAUGACAGUUUAAAAAAUAGUGAGGAAUGCCCAAAAAAGAUUUCUUAUGCCAUCAGAUUUCCAAGCGAGUUGAGACAAAAUAAUGAUAUGUUCGGAAAUCAAAUUCAUAAUUGGGAGACAAAUAAUUUAUUUCCAGUAAUGGAUUUUGGAGGACCCAGAAUUGGUGCAUAUAAUUACUUUGAUGCAAACCCAUCAUAUUAUAGAGAAGGUUUUAUUGGUAUUCAACAUGCAUUUGCUUUGGGAUUUAUAGAAAAAUUAAAAAAAAACAAUGAAGAAUUACCUGAAAUUAAUAUUCAAAGAUUUCCGUAUCCACCGUAUGUUUUUGAUCCAAUUUUAACGGGUCUAGAAUCAAUGGUGUCUUUUAUAAUAUUAAUUAGUUUUGUAUAUCCAUGCUCCCAAACGGUUAAGUAUGUUACAACUGAAAAAGAAAAACAACUUAAAGAAGUUAUGAAAAUUAUGGGUUUACCGAAUUGGUUGCAUUGGACAGCUUGGUUUCUUAAGACAUAUCCAUUAGCACUAAUUUCAGUAACUUUGAUGGUAAUCUUAUUUAAGGUUCAUUGGACUAAUCCAGAUGUCUCAGUUUUAAGCCACUGCGAUUGGUCAAUUCUGUUAGUUUUCUUAUAUAUUUAUUGUAUUUCAAUGGUAACAUUUUGUUUUAUGGUAGCAACAUUUUUUUCAAAAGCAAAUACAGCAUCAGCAGUCUCAGGAUUAUUAUGGUUUAUUUGGUUUUUACCAUAUCAAUUUACUGAUAAAAGUUAUUCAAAUAUGGUACUUUCUGAAAAAUUAGGUCUUUCAUUGUUCUCGAAUACAGCAAUGGGUUACGGAUUUAAAUUAAUUUUGAAAUUAGAGGGUACCGGUGAAGGUUUACAAUGGGAUAAUUUAUUUAGACCGGUAAAUAUCGAUGAUGAUAUUUCGGUUGGACUCCUUUUAAUAAUGUUAAUAGUUGACUCUGUUGUAUACAUGUUAAUUGCCCUCUAUGUAGAAAAAAUAUUACCUGGAUCAUUUGGUGUACCAGAAAAGUGGUAUUUUCCAUUUACAAAAUCAUAUUGGUGUUCCAAUUCCUAUUCAGAUACUUCUCAAGAUACUAUUUCAACAAUAAGAUCUGAUCCAGCAGCUUUUGAAAUUGAACCAAAAAAUAAAAGAGUUGGUCUAUCGAUAAAAAAUUUACAUAAAGAUUUUGGCGAUAAAAUUGCUGUUAAUCAAUUGACAAUGGAUUUGUAUGAAGAUGAAAUAACGGUUUUGUUAGGGCAUAAUGGAGCUGGUAAAACCACAACCAUUUCCAUGUUAACUGGUAUGAUACCGCCAAGCCAAGGAACCGCAGUUUUGAAUGGUUAUGAUAUCCGAACAAAUUUAAUGAAAGCUAGAAUGUCGUUAGGUUUAUGUCCGCAACAUAAUAUACUAUUUGAUGAGCUGACAGUACGUGAACAUAUAAUAUUCUAUAGUCGACUAAAAGGUUUAAAAGAAACUGAAGUUGAAAGUGAAGUUGAAAAAUAUGUAAAAUUAUUGGAAUUAGAAAAUAAAGUCGAUACGCAAUCAAAGAAAUUGUCAGGUGGUAUGAAACGUAAAUUAUCUGUAGCAGCAGCACUAUGUGGCGGAUCUAAAGUAGUAUUAUGUGAUGAACCUACAUCUGGUAUGGAUCCAUCUGCUAGACGAGCUCUCUGGGAUCUAUUGGAACUUGAAAGAAAAGGGCGAACAAUAUUGUUAUCAACACAUUUCAUGGAUGAAGCUGACGUACUUGGUGAUAGAAUAGCUAUAAUGUGUAGCGGAGAGUUAAAAGCAUAUGGUACAUCAUUCUUUUUGAAAAAACGAUAUGGUGCUGGUUAUCAUUUGAUAUGUGUAAAAAAAGAUGAUUGUAAACCGUCUCAGAUAACAGAUCUUCUACGAAAAUUCAUUCCAGAUAUAGUUAUCGAAAGUGAUAUUGGAACUGAAUUGACAUAUCAACUACCUGAUACGUUUUCAAAGUGUUUUGAAAAAAUGUUACAAGAACUGGAAGAGCACUCAGAAGGGCUUCAACUCAGUGGAUAUGGUAUAUCAAAUACAACUUUAGAAGAAGUUUUUAUGCUAGUUGGCUCUGACAGACAAGAUCAGAAAGUUAAUGGUGUUAACUGUGCAAAUGGAACAGAAAUAACUGGGGCUCAAAAUAAAUACGUUCAUCUUGAGUCAUCAAGUAGUAGUACCAGUUCACUCGAUAGAAUUUAUUUACUUAACGGUAUUAAAUUAACUCUAAGUCAAUGGAAGGCUAUGCUGCUUAAGAAAUAUCUUUAUACUAUUCGAAAUUAUAUAAUUUUGAUAAUUCAAAAUUUUAUGCCAGUUUUUUUUGUAAUUAUUACUGUGUUAAUAUUUAAAACAUUUGAUCCAUUCAAUGAAUUAAAAGCAUUAAAAUUAGAAAUUAGCGAAUAUUCUAAAACUGUGACAGCUUUAGAACCAAAAGAUUUACCCAAAGACAGUUUAGAAGAUGCAAUCGUUACACAAUAUCAAACAUAUAUAGAAAAGUUUGGUUCACAACAUAAAUUUAUCAAAGUAAAAGAUUUUGAAAAUUAUUUAAUUGAUUUAGGUAAGAAAAGUUUAAAAACCCUAAAUUCUGAUUACAUAAUUGGUGGUGUAGUAGCUCCAAAGAAUAUAACAGCAGCGUUUAAUGCACAGUUGUUACAUGUUCUACCAGUAACAUUGAAUGCAAUUCAUAACGCAGUUUUAAGAGCUACCACCGAUGAUUCAUCGUACACUAUUGAGGUUACAAAUCAUCCCCUUCCAUAUGCGGAAACAACGAAAUUAAAAGCUACCAAUAUGGUUAAUUUUGGUUAUCAGUUGUCAAUUAAUUUAAGUUUUGCAAUGUCAUUUGUCAUAUCGUUUUAUUUACUAUUUCAAAUAAAGGAACGUGUUAGCCGAGCUAAACUCUUACAAUUUGUAAGUGGUGUUAAAGUAAUAACAUUUUGGUCAACACAAUUUCUUGCUGAUUAUGCAACUUAUUUGGUAACAGCAAUUAUGACAAUCAUUACAAUAGCUUGCUUUCAAGAAGAAGGAUUUGCUACUUUUGAAGAACUAGGUCGAGCAUUUUUAGUUUUUAUGCUUUUCGGGCUUUCCAGCUUACCUUUGACAUAUUUAUGGGCAUUUUGUUUCACUGAUUCAGCUACAGGAUAUACAAGAGUGUCCAUCUUUAAUGUUUUCACAGGCAUGGCGCUAUCAAUUUUGGUUUUUAUUUUGAAUAUGUUUGUAGAGAAGAACAUAGUGGAAGCUAUUAAUGCAGUUGCUUUAAUUUUCCCUAAUUAUGUAUUAGCGAAGUCGUUAGAAAGUGUACAUAAAAUUUCGAGAACAAAGACUGCAUGCUUAAAAAUAUGUGAUUACUUUCCGCAAAUACCUCCUGAACAAUGUACAAUGGAAAACUUAUGUCGAUUUCCUUUAACAAAGGAAUGUUGCGUUCCUGAUUAUUUUGAUUGGAAAGAGCCCGGUAUUGGAUCUCACAUCGUGUACACGUUUGUAGUUGCUGGCAUUUUAUUUGCAAUAUUAACAUGUAAAGAAUUACGUUUAAUUGAUGGGAUUACCUUUUACAUAAAAUCAUAUUUCUUUGAAAAAUAUUACAAACCGAGUGAUACCGUAAAUCCCGUUAGCGCUGAAACCGAUGAAGACGUUAAAGAAGAAAAAUUAAGGGUUGCAAGAAUGUCACCAGAUGAAGUUAGAAAUACUAACUUAGUUGUAGAUUGUAUAACAAAAUAUUAUUGGAAAUUUUUAGCGGUCAAUAAUAUUUCGGUAGCUGUCGAACAUUCUGAAUGUUUUGGUUUACUUGGUGUUAACGGUGCUGGUAAAACGACAACAUUCAAAAUGAUGACUGGUGAUGAGCGAAUUAGUUACGGUGAAGCUUAUGUUAAAGGUUUAUCAGUAAAAACAAAGAUGAAUGAUGUAUAUCAAGAAAUUGGUUAUUGCCCCCAAUUUGAUGCGUUACUAGAAGAUUUGACUGGACGUGAAACUUUACGUAUAUUUGCUUUAUUGCGUGGUAUUCCAGGAAAUCUUAUUCAGCAAAUCUCGGAAGAUUUAGCAAAAGGUUUUGGAUUUAUGAAACAUUUUGAUAAACCUGUAAAAACAUAUAGUGGUGGAAACAAAAGAAAAUUAAGUGCCUCUUUAGCAUUAAUUGGAAAUCCGUCGGUUGUUUAUCUAGAUGAACCAACAACUGGAAUGGAUCCAGGUGCAAAACGUCAACUAUGGAAUAAAGUAUGCCAAAUUAGAGAUUCAGGAAAAUCGAUUAUAUUAACUUCACAUAGUAUGGAAGAAUGUGAAGCAUUAUGCACGCGUUUAGCUAUUAUGGUUAAUGGUGAAUUCAAAUGCAUUGGUUCUACACAACAUCUAAAGAACAGAUUUUCAAAAGGGUUAAUUUUAAAAAUUAAAAUUCAUCGGGAUGAAAACGGUGAACACAAUCCACGAUUAUCAACUCAAUUUAUGCGAAGUUUAUCACAGCUAUCACAUAACAGGACGUCAAUAGUAAGUGAUAGUCUUAUAAAUGAAGAAGUAGAAAAAAUUACGAGAUUUGUCAAAGAACAUUUUUCAGAAUCGGAAUUAAAGGAGCAACACCAGGGAUUAUUAACAUUUUAUAUACCACUAUUAGGAAUACAAUGGUCAAAAAUAUUUGGAAUAAUGGAGGCUAACAAAUCAAUAUUAAAAAUUGAAGAUUAUUCCAUUAGUCAAACAACUUUAGAAGAAAUAUUUUUAGAAUUUGCAAAAUAUCAACACCAUGAUAAUCGAGUAGGACAGUAACUGUAGACAUGAAAUCAAAAAUAUAAUUCAGAAAUAUUGAAUUGUAAAAAAUAGUAUUUAUAUACAAUAUGCUCUCAGGUUAGAAAUGUAUAAUAAUUUAAUAAAAUUAUUUUAAUAGGAUGUUUUUAAAGCACGUCCAAAUUGUGUUGCUUGACUUAUCAUGUAUGUAUAAAAUAUGUACAAGGGUGUGAAUUGAAUAGUGAAAAUAAAGUGAUAUACUAAAAUAGCAAUUAUGAAUAUGAUACAACUUUCUAUUAUACCUUUUUAUAAUAUUGACAAUAAGCGGUAAUCUUUAUUUACAGGCGUAUUAUAGAGCUUCUAUUAUAUGCAUUAAGAGAGGGAGUCCUACAAUAUUUGUAAUUGUAAUAAAAUAUAUUUUGAUUACCAAUAUUUAAUUUAAUUAUAAUUUUCGUUCUUUUAAGAGAUAGAUUUGUUAAUGAUUUUUCGUAUUUUAAAAUUAAAUAUGCAUUUGUUUCCUAUAGUACAU
This is a messenger RNA of Condylostylus longicornis, 6041 nucleotides long. RefSeq names its product phospholipid-transporting ATPase ABCA3-like. Bases 395 to 5554 code for a protein of 1719 amino acids. Gene Ontology annotation, molecular function: ABC-type transporter activity; ATP binding; ATP hydrolysis activity. The record is from RefSeq and is a predicted model, not a curated record. The transcript has 15 exons. Lineage: Eukaryota; Metazoa; Arthropoda; Insecta; Diptera; Dolichopodidae. Gene Ontology annotation, cellular component: intracellular membrane-bounded organelle; membrane. Gene Ontology annotation, biological process: lipid transport; transmembrane transport.